Molecule: messenger RNA, 1062 nt
Organism: Pneumocystis murina B123
Lineage: Eukaryota; Fungi; Ascomycota; Pneumocystomycetes; Pneumocystales; Pneumocystaceae
Exons: 4
Coding region: 1-1062 (353 amino acids)
Biological process (GO): peptidyl-threonine phosphorylation; peptidyl-serine phosphorylation
Molecular function (GO): ATP binding; protein serine/threonine kinase activity
Source: RefSeq, a predicted model, not a curated record
AUGUUUAUCGAAAAUGAAUGCUUCCAUUUGGUACUUGAAGCACUAGAUCCGUUACCUAUAAAGCUUGGAAGAUGCAUGCAUCUUUCUACAUCAGGUGAUCCUCUACAUUCACCUUUAGCAUGUCAUAUAAGGCAUAAAACACUUCGAAAAAUUGCAAAACAAAUAUUAAUAUCUCUUAAUAUUCUUCAUAAUAGAGCGAAUAUAAUUCAUGCAGAUUUAAAACCCGAAAAUAUUCUACGUUGUUAUUCAGAUAAUCCUAGAUCGGUAAAACUAAAAAUUAUUGAUUUUGGAAAUGCUAUUCCUUUGGAAGCAGUAGAAGCAUAUUAUGUUGAUUUCGAUUUACAAUCAGUUUAUUAUAGAGCACCAGAGGUUUUAUUAGGAUUACCAUUUGGCCCUUCUAUUGAUAUUUUUUCCCUUGGAUUAAUUUUAGUUGAACUUUUAUUUGAUAGUGAUGAACUUAAAAAAAAUUCUCGACCUUUUUUAUCCACUGUAGAGACAUCCAGAACUUCAUUAGCCAUUGAAAUAGCUCGCUUAUUAGGAAAAUAUCCUCCUCGUUUUAAAAAUGCAAAAUUUUGGAAAAAUGAUUAUUAUAAUAUAGAAAUUAACACAUCAUAUUUAUUAAAAAAUAGAUUAAGAGAAUGCAAUAAUCCUUUAUUGGAAGAUUUCAUAAUAAAGUUGCUAGCAAUUGAUGACACAGAAAGACUUACUUCAAAAACAGCCUUGAAUCAUUUAUGGUUAUUUUCAGAUCAUUAUGAUUUGAUGCAUUGUUCACCUAUAAUAAAAAUAGAUCAUGUGGAACCUUUCUCUGAAAAAGCAUUUUCGAUACAUAAUAAUGAAGAAAUCGACAUAGAUUAUACAAACUUAUCAGAAAACCAUAUUUUCGAUGAUAUAUAUUAUAAAGAAAAAUAUAAAAACACACAAGAUACAAAUUCUUUUAGGACUAAUGAAAAAUCUUUUAUAAAAGAAAAUUCAACUACUCCAAUCAAAAAACCUUAUUGCCUUGAUUCAUGGACAAUUAAUCCAACAUUAGAAGAAAAUCAGGACGAGGUCUUGCUUAUUUAA